GACGGGCCUCAAAUCAGCUGGUGGAUGUAAACACGGACCGCUGACAGCGUGGCCAUUGCUCAGAGCGGCUUAUUUUAGUGUUAUUAAGCGGCAUUACGGCGUUUUUAGGUCCUCUUAGCGUUAUAUUGGUGCCGUGGUGGCCAUUAGAGGAAGCUGAGGACCCGGGGGCGUGGUACAGAAGGAGUGGAGGCAGUGAGUGGAGCACGGCUGACACAUCACACUCAAAGCCUGUUACACAAUGGCCAAUCGUGCCAUGGCCCACAGGCGCAAGUGGGCGUUGGAUUUGGCGGGGCGGCGGGGGGAGCGAGGCGUGGACAGCCUGCCCGCCCCCCCAGGGUACCGCGCCUCCAUGGGCCAGGUGCACACUGAGGCCAGCCGACAGGGGGACCCAAACCUGGUGAUCAAGAAAGCCUGGGACACUGCCCUCAGCCCCCUCAAGUCUGUGCCGAUGAACCUGUUUCUGAUGUUCAUGGCUGGCAACAGCAUCAGCAUCUUCCCGAUCAUGAUGGUGGGCAUGAUGCUGCUGCGGCCCAUCAAGGCGCUGUGGGCCACCACCGCCACCUUCAGGACCAUUGAGGGGGGGCAUGCCGGACUGCAGAAACUGAUCUACCUACUGGGCAACCUGGUCAACGUGGGUUUGGCCCUGUACAAGUGUCACAGCAUGGGACUUCUGCCCACCCACGCUUCUGACUGGCUAGCCUUCCAAGAGCCAGCCAUACAGAUGGAGUAUUCCCAUGGCGGCAUGAUGCUGGCUUAGGGGGAAGGGGGGGAGGCAGGCUGGAGGGAUUGUAAGGUGAUGGAAGGGAAGUUGAGAGGGAGGGGGUGAUGCGACAGGAAAGUGAGGGCUGUGAGAGGGGCGGAAGCAGGUUAUUGUAGGCAAGGUUAGAGGAGUGAGAGGGAAGUAGAGAAGGGUUGAGGCAGGCCAUUGUUUGUUAUAAGUGGAGGAGAGAGAGGGGUGGAGGCAGAGAGAUGAAAAGUGCAUUGAAUAGAUAUUGUACAAAGUGGAAAUAAGAGAUGACAAAGAGGGUGAGGGCUUGGCAGAGAAAGGAGAGGUGAAAUAAUAUGACAUGGAAGAGGUAGGAGCUAUUGAAUGUGGCAAAAAUAGGGUAAAGAAGAAAAUGGAGAUGAAUAACUAAUUGAGAUGGUUGGGAGAGAGGACGUAAUAGAAGAUAGAAAAGCUGGGAAAUCUAAAGGCAAUGGAGAGAUGAUCUAUGUAUGGUGUGAGGGCGGAGAGGAUAUGUGAGGAAGGGGUGUUAAUGGAAAGACAGACAAGAGGUAGAGGUAUAGGGUGAAGAGAUGUGCAACCCAGUUAUGUAUUGUGUCUAGUGUAAAUGAUUUGAGUUCAGAAAGUUUAUGGUUAUGUACAUAGGUAUCUGUGGCCCAUUUUGGUGUGUGUGUGUGUGUGUGUGUGUGUGUGUGUGUGUGUGU
Molecule: messenger RNA, 1428 nt
Organism: Eriocheir sinensis (Chinese mitten crab)
Lineage: Eukaryota; Metazoa; Arthropoda; Malacostraca; Decapoda; Varunidae
Gene: EMC4
Product: ER membrane protein complex subunit 4-like
Exons: 4
Coding region: 239-757 (172 amino acids)
Biological process (GO): protein folding in endoplasmic reticulum
Cellular component (GO): EMC complex
Source: RefSeq, a predicted model, not a curated record